This is a messenger RNA of Dichomitus squalens LYAD-421 SS1, 1902 nucleotides long. RefSeq lists its product as uncharacterized. Bases 1 to 1902 code for a protein of 633 amino acids. The record is from RefSeq and is a predicted model, not a curated record. The transcript has 6 exons. NCBI's taxonomy places the organism in Eukaryota, Fungi, Basidiomycota, Agaricomycetes, Polyporales, Polyporaceae.
AUGAACCUCUCUGGCAAACGUUCUGCUUCUCCUCUGCCACGAAAGCUCGACGAGGUAUUCAGGCCUCGUAUCUCACAUGACAAAAAGGACAAGUUUCAGUCUGCUACGACAUCCCUAGGUGCAUCUCUUGUGCGGGAGGGACAGGAAGUUCUUUCCCUGUCCGUAUCCCUCAAACAUGACUUGAGGCACGAGAACGUCAACGACCUGAUUCUGGGUACCACCAUUCGCUUGGCUCAAGAGGGCAAGCGGCUGAUCAAGGCUCCCCGGCUUUUGUCGGACGGCAUUGCUUUCGAUUGGAUUUCUGAUACCACUGCACGCAAUGAGGAUAUUAAAUCGUUGUUUUCCGUUGAGGGCAUCCGGGUCCAAGACCUCGAAAUGGUCCUGUUGCGUGCGACCCCAAUGCCUGGCGGCUACACUUGCGCUGCCACUGAGGGACCGUCUAACCUAGCACAGUCGAGCAUCCCGCCCUAUCCUAACUUGACCGGUGUGGAUGCUCAGGGUCCAAGUGCCGCAGCUAUCAAAGGGGCCGGCAUCGGAAGUGCAUCUGACCCAAUCGUAGUCGAUGACGAUGGAGAAAGCGCGAGCGAGCGAGUUUCGCGUCCUGGCGGUUGCUUCGUUAGCCCCCGUCGGUCUUCUAGUGAAGCACUGCGCUUCUCUCGCCAUGCGGACCGCUCGUCGAGCUACGGUGCAGCAUCAUCUCAACGCCGUCCUCUUCCAACCACUGACGUCAGUGUCCCCGUAUCUUCCCAUUACAAAAAAUCGGAAGGCUCCCCUCUGCACAUCCGACAUCCUCACCGAUCAAUUCCUCAAAGCCCCGAGCCGUUAUACUCGCAUGACCGAUUAUCGGUUGUGAGCUACGCAUCCCGAGGUGCCGAAACCCCUUCUUCGGAAGACGUCAUUCAAGGCGUUCGUGUUUGCCCGUCAGAAGACGGAGAUGUUCGCUACGACACACCAGAAUAUGGUUCCCUUCGCUCCAUCCCUUUCAUUAAUGCACGGUCCAAGGGGGCCGCGGACUCAUCCGAGGGGAGGGCUGAGUACGGCGAAUGGAAACACCUCGCAGAAGAUUCGAGUGAUGUCGAGAUGGAGGCCGGUCACCCGUCAAGCAGGGAAUCCUCGUUGGCCAGGUCCAUCCCGCCGCAGAAGUCCACACACGCGGUGACAGGCCUACCCUUCCUUCCACAAACGUAUGAUACGUCGGACCUCGUAUUGCAACAACCAUCCGCGCCGGCGUCUGGUACGACUCGGACCGGUGCCAGUCCGAGCAACAGCUCAUCUACCUCCGAGCGCGAUAACUCGCCACCGCGUCGAGCGCCAGAGUUGCCUCGUCGAAGAAUUGAUCGGCCCUCCCGGAACGGCGAAGAUUCGGAUGGGAGCAUAGACGGCGAGAGCCCUCCCGUGCAAUCACUUAGCCGACGGCGACCGGUAGAGGCUAGCAAACCAAGUACCGGCCAAGGCAUUUACCUUUCCGAGGACGAUUCGGACAUCAAUUCUGGUAGCAAGGUUCAGAAGCCGACAGCAGCUCAUCGACAACAACGAUCGAGCGCGGGUUCCCGCACCCUGCGUAAGGUUCAGCCCGGCAGUUCGGUGAAGGCGGCGCUUCAGCGUCGCCGUAGCGCUCCCGAUCGUCCACGCCGUUCCGCACGCCGAUCUACGUCGCAUGCAAGCGAGGAAGUGAACUAUAGUUCACUGGACGAGGAUGAUGACGAAUCCCCUGCAUCAUCCUCAGCCACCCUCGGGCACACGCUCGUCAUACCGAAGGCAGACUACGCUCGAGGGAGACGGCUCCUAGUGCCCGCAAGCUUGGAUAGCCCGAUCACCACCGUUCUAAUGCGUGGCGAAGCCCAUUUCAUAGAUCAACGACGGAAGACGAUUUUCGACACGUCGAAGAUGCAUGCCUACUAG